AUGGUGUUAGGAAGGAUCCUCUCUUUUGCCGUCGCAGCGACGGCCGCAGCUACCAACUAUGGCAGCACUGUCUUCGACACAGACGUAGUCAUCAUCGGCGGUGGCGGCUCUGGGGCGUACGCCGCCGUCCGUCUGCGUGAGGACUUUGGAAAACAGAUCUUGGUUGUUGAGAAAACAUCUCGAUUGGGUGGUCAUACACAAACCUGGUACGACCCAGCCACCAAUAAGCCAUUCAACUAUGGCGUUGAGGCCUUUACCAACAUCUCGGCCUCUGUCAACUUCUUCGCCCGCUUCAACGUGUCUGUUAAACGCCCAGAGUGGGGUCAGGCGCAAAGGUUGUACGCCGACUUCCGGAAUGGCGAGGUGCUCAACUAUACCACUCCGAGCUCCGACGAUGUCACCAGCGCUAUGGCUAAAUACGGCGAACAAUGGAAUCGCUAUGCAGACCUGCUGUUGCCAACCAGUUUUGGGUUUCCCACUGGGGAUGAUAUUCCAGUAGACCUCUUAUUGCCGUGGAAUGAGUUUGCCAAAAAGUACCAUCUUGAGGCUGUCAGUCCCACCAUUUGGAGCACCGUUGGCGUUGAUUUGACCAAAGCCCUCAUGAUUGAUGUGUGGAAAUCGUAUUAUCCCACCGUUACGGGCUUCGCUCCCGCUUCGGGGGAUAAUUCGGAAAUCUGGCACAGAGUUGAGGAGCUUUUGGGCAAGGAUGUCAUGUACGAGAGUCAAGUCAUCUCCACUGAAAGAUCGGACAAUGGGGUGCGAUUGCGGGUGAUGGGCAGGGAUGGUGCCAUCUCUCAAAUCAACGCCAAGCGACUUCUGAUUUCCAUUGGGCCAGAGACAAUGGCCAAAGAGGUUUUCAGUCUCGACGAUCACGAGGUCGAAGUUCUCUCUUCAACCUCGGGCAACCGCUACUACACUGGUCUCGUCUCCCACCCGUCCCUACCACCGCAGGUGAUCGUCAACACCGCCCCGGAGGGUGUCGGGGCCAACUAUCUCGCCUACCCUGCAACCCCAUAUCUGGCUAGUUUCCUGUACAAGGGAAACUCGUCAGCAGGUCCCAUUUACCGAUCAUUGGUCAUUGCAUCAAAGGAGACUGGCUUCGAGGAUGCUAAGAGCAUUGUUCGCAACUCUCUGCAAAAGCUCAUGGAUGCAGGAACGGUGGUCCAGGGUGAUGUCAGCAAGAUAGAUUUCAAGACUUUUGAUGACCACGGAAUGCUCUACAGACGCUGGGAUGCCGAGCAAUUGCGAGGAGGUAUUGUGUCUCAAGCAAAUGCGCUGCAAGGUCUUCGGUCUACUUGGUACACGGGAGCUUACUGGAUGAACAAUAAUGCGGCCAUGCUGUGGAACACGACAGACGCGAUUCUGCCGAAGAUGUUGGUGGGCUUUUAG
Molecule: messenger RNA, 1389 nt
Organism: Colletotrichum orchidophilum
Lineage: Eukaryota; Fungi; Ascomycota; Sordariomycetes; Glomerellales; Glomerellaceae
Exons: 2
Coding region: 1-1389 (462 amino acids)
Source: RefSeq, a predicted model, not a curated record